Messenger RNA from Diatraea saccharalis (sugarcane borer), 579 nucleotides. The record is from the annotation of a GenBank genome assembly. Lineage: Eukaryota; Metazoa; Arthropoda; Insecta; Lepidoptera; Crambidae.
AUGGCUUUUGUUUCAAUUUUUCUCUAUCAGCCUCAGCAAUGCGUGGCUGUGUUAGUUCUGAAGAAAGCUUUUGAGGCGUUCGACCAUGAGAAAAAGGGAUGCAUCGGUACUGUAAUGGUGGGCACCAUACUGGGAAUGCUGGGACACCAGGUCACCGACGAAACUUUAAAGGAAAUCAUCGAUGAGGUUGACGUUGAUGGUUCUGGCGAAUUGGAAUUCGAGGAGUUCGUAACGCUGGCUUCGAGGUUCAUGGUUGAAGAGGAUGCAGAGGCGAUGCAGCAAGAACUGAAAGAAGCAUUCCGUUUAUACGAUAAAGAAGGUAAUGGUUACAUCACCACAGGUGUGUUACGAGAGAUCCUCAGAGAACUAGACGACAAGAUCAGUGCCGAGGAACUGGACAUGAUGAUCGAGGAGAUUGACUCUGACGGCUCUGGCACCGUUGACUUUGAUGCCAACGUCGCAUCGCUCGCACACUCUGUGUCGAACCUGGAACUACGGUACGAGAUGCCAUCAGACGAUUUCGGGAGACAGGCUUAUACACCCGCAAGUCAGGUCAAGGCCGAUAUCGAUGCACUUUGA